AUGAGAAAAAGAGCUUUCCAUAUUCUCGAAGAUGUAUACCAAAAUCGUGGAGUAAAAGAUGAAUUUACUCUUCUCGGUGAUGAAGUUGCAAUGCAGGUCAGAACUCUUACAUCAUCCUAUGCUCGCUCUACUGUGAAGUUCAAAAUACAAUCACUUCUGUAUGAAGCGAGAUUGGGGUAUUACGAUGAACCUCAAGUUCAUUAUCAAGGUUUUGAAAAUUCAACACCACAACAAGGUAUUCAAACAACAACUCAAUCAUCUCAACUGUACAACCAAAACUGGGAACAAGUUUUAAGAGCUGAUUCUCAAAAUGAAGAUGCAAGCACAAGCCAAAUUACAAAUCUUUAA
This is a messenger RNA of Macrosiphum euphorbiae (potato aphid), 348 nucleotides long. NCBI's taxonomy places the organism in Eukaryota, Metazoa, Arthropoda, Insecta, Hemiptera, Aphididae. The record is from the annotation of a GenBank genome assembly.